Loxodonta africana (African savanna elephant) is the source of this 6695-nucleotide messenger RNA. RefSeq names its product SR-related CTD associated factor 1 (gene SCAF1). The transcript has 10 exons. Lineage: Eukaryota; Metazoa; Chordata; Mammalia; Proboscidea; Elephantidae. The record is from RefSeq and is a predicted model, not a curated record. Gene Ontology annotation, molecular function: RNA polymerase II C-terminal domain binding. The coding region runs from base 2497 to 6450 and encodes 1317 amino acids.
GCCGGGGGGCGUCUACGGGGUGUUCUCGAGGCGAUUGGGGGCAUCCACAGGGCCUGGACCGAGACUGGGGCCUGCCUUCCGUCAUCUAGCUGGCCUAGGUCGUGUCUGUAGGCACUGUUGGGGCUGACCGGAGGCUGGGGUCUGUUCACAGGGUUCUGGGGCCAUCUUGAGAUAGGUACCUAGGGGUGAGGGAAGUCUGCAGAGCCAUCUAGAGCUCCUGGGGGAUUCUGUUAGGGCUGGGAAGUGUCUACACGGACUUGUCGGAGGAUGCGGCUCGUCUGCAUGGGCCUGGGGCCGUUUAACGGGCCUGGAAGUAGUAUUCAAGGGUUGAGAAGUCUUUUAGGGCUAUCCACAGGGGGUUGGAUGUGCCCACCAACGGAGGGAGGCAAAUACUGAGAUGUAAUUUUUUAAUGAAGAGGCUUGAGUGACUCUCCAGGGUCUGGGGAGUGUCUAAUGUGGAUGACAGGAGGCUGGGGGCACUUAGAAGGGCCUGGAACCAUCUCGGUGGCUUUGGGUGUGACUACCAGGGUAGGGUGUGGUAACAGAAGUACCUGGGGGUACAUCUGCCAGAAUACAGUCUCAAAGCCUGGAGAAAACAUGAAUGCCCUUUGGAGUCCAGAGAAUAAGACAAAAAAGAGUAUCGGAAAUUGUUCUCAGCUUAAAUGUACUUGCCCUUCAGAAAGUAAUUCAAAAGGAAAAUAUUUUAAAAUCCUGCGUUGUCGUGGGGCUAUAGGGAGAGUUAGAAUCGGUCCCCCUUAGUUUAGGAACAUAUAGAUAGGAUCAUCUAAGGCAGUGUUUUUCACACUCUUGACCUUGAUCUGUAGUACGAAACACAGUUUCAUUGAGACCCAGUACAUACUUACAGAGAUAUUUAAUUAAUGUCAGAGUUCCAGGAAGCAGUAUUUCCACUUACUUCUUGUGACAUACUGUGAAGAGUUUUCUACUGGUUUAUAUUAACUUUUUGUAAUAGGCUGUUUUGUGAAGCACUCAACUACCCUCAGUCCCUGUCAUUUGGGAAACACUGAUCUAGAGAGACCUAGCAGUGUCUGCAGGGCCUUUGGAUGUCUAAGGGGCUGUGGGUGGGUCUGCAGAGCCUGGGUCUUGUCUACACAAGCAAGGGAGCAUCUUUGAACACUGCAGAGGGCUGGUGGGCCCUGGAAGUCUGGAGUCAGCCGAGCUUCGUUGUGACAAUCACUGUUCCAGGCAGCAUAGACUUCCCUGAAAAGUGCUGGAGAGCAGCUCUGGGCUGGGAGCUGUCCACAGGGGCUGAAGGGAUUGAUGCAUAUUGAGGAAGGAGGCUUGUGUCUUUGUAAAAGGCCAGGGUAGAGGAGCGGUGGAGAACAUCUCUAUAGCAGGUAGCCUUGCUUAUAGGGGCCAGGGAAGAGCCUGCAGUCUUAGAGCACUGGGAGAAUCAAUGUGGGGGCUUGGGAUCGCUUGGAAAUCUAUUGGGAGUGAGACUAGGGCAGGAAGUCUUUUCAUUGCAGGUGUGCAGCUGGGGGGAGUGGGGAGACAGGCUGUAAGGGGAAGCCUGACCUUGACUUAACAGUGAUCAGUACUGUAACUCCAUAUUGAACACCUCAGAUGUGCCAAGUAUGUGGCAGGGGUCAGUUUUGUUUAGAUAUUUACAGCCAUUUCUACUUAUUUUACAGAUAAGCAAGCUGAGCUGGGAGUUAGGGAUCUUGAAGUGUGCUCUGAAUUUUGCAACUGGGUGUUGUUUGCCGAGUGGCUGAUUUGACAGUUGGGAGCGCCUACCGCUGAAGUCAUUGUAUUUCCUGAACCCCUUAAUCAAGGCAUUCCCCCAAGUCUGAAGGAUGAUUUUUCAACGGCUGACUGGCUAGUAAAAUCUUAGGAUUUCUGUGACCUCACCAAGGCGCCUAUAGUGCUUCCAUAGGGUGGGCCUGGGGGACAGCACACCUUCCCAAAGCAUAGCAUUUUAGUUUUAAAAGUGGCAAACUGGUCUUGCAGACCACUCUCUGAUAGUUCCACCUUAUAUUAAGUCUAUAAAUACAUUUUUCCUGGUCCCUUACUGUUGAGAAAAAUUGAUGUUUUAGGAAGCCAUGUGGGUUUGAGGCAUGGUGCCGAAUGCCUCUCAGCACACGAUUGCAUACCUCAGUUUGGGAAAGGUGGAUUUGUGGGACCGGAGAACACAGUAUUUGACAUCACAACAGAAAAACAUUUGGGUGUUGAGUUGGCUCCUUUGAGGGUGGGGGACAAGGUCUUGGAGUUUGGCUAGGUUGUAGGGGAAGCUGUGGGGACUGGGAGGAUUGUUGAGGUAGGAGUCUAGGUGGGCCCCCUUUUGACAGAAGAGGCAGCUAUAGUCCAGGGGGUGGGAAGGAAAUUGCUCUUGUUUCUCUGGAGGCACCCCUGGGCCUGGGUCUCGCUUGGGUACAGGGGGCACUGGCAGCGGGAGAAGAGGGCACCCCGCAAAUAGGAUGCUGGUUGGGGCAGCAUUGGAGGCCCACGAGCCAUUGUGUCCAGCCCCUGCUUCCACUCCGCAUGCUGCCCCUUGGCCUUCCCUCCAAAUUCUCACCACUCGACCGCCAGGUGACCAUGGAGGAGGAUGAUGAGUCUCGAGGGAAGACAGAGGAGUCGGGCGAGGAUCGGGGCGACAGUCCACCAGAUAGAGACCCCACGCUUUCUCCUUCUGCCUUUAUCCUGCGGGCCAUUCAGCAGGCAGUGGGGAGUUCCCUGCAGGGGGAGCUGUCAAAUGAGAAAGAUGGCUCCCGGUGUCAUGGCCUUGGGUGGAAGCACUGCCAGAGCCUGCAGUCAGAGCCCCGUGUUCAAGAAUCAGGGGGUACUGACACAGCUACUGUGUUGGACAUGGCUGCGGACGGCUUCCUUGCGGGGCUGGUGAACGUUCUGGAUCCCCCGGACACCUGGGUGCCCAGCCGCCUGGACCUCCAGCCUGGCGAAAGUGAGGACAUGCUGGAGCUGGUGGCCGAGGUCCAUAUUGGGGACAGGGAUCCUGUCCCUCUGUCUAUGCCCAGCCUGCUGCCCCGUCUCCAGGCCUGGAGGAUGGGCAAAACAGUUUCUCCGCAGUCCCAUGUGUCUCGACCCACCUGUGCCCGUCAUCUCCUCACCUUGGGCACUGGAGACGGGGGCCCCGCCCCACCCCCUGCCCCUUCCUCAGCCUCUUCCUCGCCUUCCCCUUCCCCGUCAUCAUCCUCCCCUUCCCCUCCACCACCCCCACCUCCCCCCGCACCCCCAGCUCCGCCUGCUCCAAGAUUCGACAUCUACGACCCCUUCCACCCCACUGACGAAGCCUACUCCCCGCCACCUGCUCCGGAGCAGAAGUACGACCCCUUCGACCCCACCGGCUCUAACCCCAGCUCCUCAGCGGGGACACCCUCGCCAGAGGAGGAAGAGGAAGAGGAGGAAGAGGAAGAAGAGGAAGAGGAGGAGGAAGAAGGCCUGUCGCAGAGCAUCAGCCGCAUCUCAGAGACCCUGGCGGGCAUCUAUGAUGACAACAGUCUAAGCCAGGACUUCCCAGGUGACGAGAGCCCCCACCCGGACCCCCCACCCCAGCAGCCGGCUCCUGCACCGGGCACCCCACCCCAGGCAGACUCCACGCGAGCUGAUGGGGCCACCCGCCGGCGUGUCUUUGUGGUGGGGACUGAGGCGGAGGCUUGUCGUGAAGGCAAGGUCUCGGUGGAGGUGGUGACGGCCGGCAGCGCUGCCUUCCCACCACCCCUGCUGCCCCCGGCAGACUCUGAGAUUGAGGAGGGCGAGAUUGUGCAGCCUGAGGAGGAGCCCAGGCUGGCAUUAUCCUCCCUCUUCCGGCCCAGUAGCCGUGCCCGGCCCCCAGCCUCGGUGCCCCCUGUGGCCCAGCCCCCGCCACAGCUGCCUGCACCCCGGGCUCCUGAGGGCGAUGACUUCCUGUCACUGCACGCCGAGUCGGACGGCGAGGGGGCCCUGCAAGUGGACCUUGGGGAGCCGGCCCCUGCCCCGCCAGCCGCUGACAUCCGCUGGGGGGGCUUGGACCUCCGUCGAAAGAUCCUGACGCAGCGGCGUGAGCGCUACCGCCAGCGCUCGGCAUCCCCGGCCGUGCCGGCCGCCACUGCCCCCACUGGCCCACCUGCCCGCAAGAAGUCUAAGCGGGACCGCAAGCGCCACGGCGGUAGCGGUGAGGCCAAGGAGGCCACCUCAUCCUCAGCCGGCAACCAGCCUGCCACGCCCGCCCCCGCCACUGUCUGGGACUCAAAGAAGCACCGCUCCCGGGACCGCAAGCCAGGUUCCCACGCCUCGUCCUCGUCCCGCCGCCGCUCCCGCUCCCGCUCUGCCCGCCGCCGCUCCCGCUCCCGCAGUGCCGACCGCCGCCGUGGAGGCAGCCGCCGCUCCCGCUCUAGGGAGAAGCGGCGCCGGCGGCGGCGGUCAGCCUCCCCGCCACCAGCCACCUCCUCAUCCUCAUCCUCACGGCGGGAGCGGCACCGUGGCAAGCACCGGGACGGCGGCAGCAGCAAGAAGAAGAAGAAGAGGUCACGGUCACGGGGUGAGAAGCGGUCUGGGGAUGGUGCCACAGAGAAGGCCUCCAUCCUUGCUCCGCCGCCCUCGAGCUCCGCUAUGUCCGGCAGUGAGCGGGACAGCCGCCGCCGGGGAGCUGUGCCACCCUCCAUCCAGGACCUCACGGACCAUGACCUUUUCGCCAUCAAGCGGACCAUCACGGUAGGCCGGCCCGACAAGUCUGACCCCCGGGGCUCCUCUCCGGCCCCCACCUCAUCACCCAAGCGGGAGGUCCUGUAUGACUCGGAAGGACUGAGUGGCGAGGAACGGGGCGGCAAGAGCAGCGAGAGGGAUCGGCGCCGGUCCAGGGCGGCUUCCUCUUCCCGUGAGAAGGGGUCACGGCGGAAGGCGUUGGACGGGGGUGACCGGGACAGGGACAGGGACAGGUCAUCCAAGAAGGCCCGACCCUCCAAGGAGUUGGUGCCCGCCUCAGGGCCCCCGCCGAAGCCACCGGUCAGCAGUGGCUCUGGCUCGUCCUCUUCCUCCUCCUCCUGCUCCUCCCGGAAAGUGAAGCUGCAGUCCAAAGUGGCUGUACUGAUCCGGGAGGGUGUCAGCAGCACCACCCCAGCCAAGGAGGCCACAUCAGCUGGCCUGGGCUCCAUCGGCGUCAAGUUCAGCCGUGACCGUGAGAGCCGCUCGCCCUUCCUCAAGCCUGACGAGCGGGCCCCUGCUGAGGUGGCCAAAGCUGCACCAGGCAGUACCAAGCCCAAGAAGACCAAGGUCAAGGCCAAGGCUGGUGCCAAGAAAGCCAAGGGGACCAAGGGAAAGACUAAGCCAUCGAAGACCCGGAAAAAGGUGCGGAGUGGGGGGAGCAGUGGGGGUGGCGGCCCUGUGACGCUAAAGAAGUCCAAGGCGGAUAGCUGCAGCCAGGCUACUGGGGCCAAGGGUGCUGAAGAGACGUCGUGGUCUGGAGAGGAGCGGGCGACCAAGGCACCCAGCACCCCACCACCCAAGGCAGCCCCUCCACCCCCUGUGCUUACCCCCGACUCCCAGACCGUGGACAGCAGCUGCAAGACACCUGAGGUCUCCUUCUUGCCUGAAGAGGCCAGCGAGGAGGCCGGGGUUCGGGGUGGGGCUGAGGAGGAGGAGGAGGAGGAAGAAGAGGAGGAGGAAGAAGAGGAGGAAGAGCAGCAGCCUGCCACUACCACAGCCACCAGCACAGCUGCAGCUGCCCCCAGCGCUGCCCCGAGUGCGGGCUCCACCGCUGGUGACUCGGGGGCUGAGGACGGGCCAGCCACCCGUGUCUCCCAGCUGCCCACACUGCCCCCACCCAUGCCCUGGAACCUGCCGGCUGGUGUGGACUGCACCACCAGUGGCGUCUUAGCCCUCACUGCACUUCUCUUCAAAAUGGAAGAAGCCAACCUGGCCAGCCGAGCAAAGGCCCAGGAGCUGAUCCAGGCCACCAACCAGAUCCUCAGCCACAGGAAGCCCCCCUCAGGUCUGGGGGUGACCCCAGCUCCUGUGCCCACCUCUUUAGGCCUGCCACCUGGCCCCUCCAACUACCUGCUUCCUGGCAGCCUCCCCCUUGGGGGCUGCGGCUCGACCCCGCCCACCCCCACAGGGCUGGCUGCAGCAUCUGACAAGAGAGAAGGCAGCAGCAGCUCUGAGGGACGUGGGGACACAGACAAGUAUCUGAAGAAGCUGCACACGCAGGAGCGGGCAGUGGAGGAGGUGAAGCUGGCCAUCAAGCCGUACUACCAGAAGAAGGACAUCACCAAGGAGGAGUACAAGGACAUCCUGAGGAAGGCUGUCCACAAGAUCUGCCACAGCAAAAGCGGGGAGAUCAACCCGGUCAAGGUGAGCAACCUGGUGCGGGCCUACGUCCAGCGCUACCGCUACUUCCGCAAGCACGGCCGCAAGCCUGGGGACCCCCCAGGCCCCCCUCGGCCACCUAAAGAGCCGGGGCCCCCGGACAAGGGCGGCCCGGGCUUACCCCUGCCCCCUCUCUGAGGCCCCCAACGGUCCCACCCCUCACUUGCCUCUGAAAAUCUGGACAUAUUUAUGGCUCUGCCUCCCUGCUUCCUCUCCCCCGUCAGUGGGAUGAUCGGGGGAGGGUUGGUGUGGGGAAGAGGACAGCCCCUUGCCCUGCCCAGCCCCCUGCCCAUCUGCCUGCCCCCAAGCCUAUCCCCCCAUUGCCCCCACCCUCUGUUCAUGCCCCUUGCCCUGAAUUUCAUUAAAGAUUUCAUGAAAUGUUA